AUGAUUAUACAAAUAUUGAAUUUGCUUAAUAAAGAUAAUAAUGUCAACAAUAGUAUCAAUGAUCUAAGUGUAGAUCAAAAAUUAAUAUCAAUAUUAGACACAAUUAGAGAAGUGUAUAAUAUUGUUAGCAACGAUAUGAUACCGAUAGUUGUCGACCGUAUACUUUUGGCUAACAUAUCCACUGAAUGUAUGACAGGUUUGGCCAAAUCGUACAGUGCUUUUAUUAACAAUGAAAAGUGGAUUUUUCAAAUGAUUGACUCUAACGGACACUUACCGUCGGGCCUAAUGAGUGGUACACUGACAGCACUUGGCGACUAUGACCAGUGUCUAGCAGUUCAGUCGGGUCAUCAAUCGGCUGAUGCUGAAAUUGUUGGCCAAUACUCAUCCAAUUCAAUGGAGACUCUAGUAAUGCCACAACAAUUGUCAACACAAAUCAUAAUCAAUGCCUUGUUAUCUGUCGACACAUUUUUCUUUAUAUCUGGCUUUUUGGUCGUCUAUCUUAGUGUUAGUAAAUUAAGAAAACAACAAAACAAUAUUCAACUAAAUUUCCCAUUAUUUUUGGCUCUACGAUGGCUCAGAUUUGCACCAUUUUUGGCAGCCAUAAUGUCUAUAAAUUUUCUAUGGCCACUAAUUGGUACUGGUCCAUUUUUUCAUCAAAAUUAUAUCAAACAUGUAACUGAUCCAUGUGUUGCUAACUGGUGGACAAACUUUUUAUUUAUUAGCAAUUGGCUUAAACCUAUUGAUCAAUGUAUGAUACAUACGUGGUAUCUGAGCGCCGAUUUUCAACUAUAUUUGUUGGCCUAUGUUAUCAUUAAAUUGUAUCUCAACAGUCCAUAUAAAGCAAUGAUAGGAUCGCUAUGUUUGUCAUUAAGUGGUGUAAUCAUUGCAUUUACUGUUAACUAUUUGAAUCAAUUGCCGCCAUCAAUAAUAUUUGAACCGGAUAUCAAGUAA
Oppia nitens is the source of this 951-nucleotide messenger RNA. RefSeq names its product nose resistant to fluoxetine protein 6-like. Lineage: Eukaryota; Metazoa; Arthropoda; Arachnida; Sarcoptiformes; Oppiidae. The coding region runs from base 1 to 951 and encodes 316 amino acids. Gene Ontology annotation, molecular function: acyltransferase activity, transferring groups other than amino-acyl groups. The record is from RefSeq and is a predicted model, not a curated record. The transcript has 6 exons.